Mangifera indica (mango) is the source of this 2876-nucleotide messenger RNA. RefSeq names its product probable serine/threonine-protein kinase At1g54610. The record is from RefSeq and is a predicted model, not a curated record. NCBI's taxonomy places the organism in Eukaryota, Viridiplantae, Streptophyta, Magnoliopsida, Sapindales, Anacardiaceae. The transcript is spliced from 8 exons. Bases 297 to 2423 code for a protein of 708 amino acids. Gene Ontology annotation, biological process: positive regulation of transcription elongation by RNA polymerase II; protein phosphorylation. Gene Ontology annotation, cellular component: nucleus; cyclin-dependent protein kinase holoenzyme complex. Gene Ontology annotation, molecular function: cyclin-dependent protein serine/threonine kinase activity; ATP binding; RNA polymerase II CTD heptapeptide repeat kinase activity.
CUGUCUCUAUAGUAUAUAAUUAAUUUAUUUCUUUUUUUGGCAACUGUAAUUAUGUUUACGCGUUCUAACGCUCGGUUAUUCAACAUACAUUCGAACCCAUUCUCUUUCUUGCUGAUUCAGUCUUAUUUUUCUCAGUUAUUUUAACUUUUCAUUGUAAUUUAACCAUUGUUUUCUGUUUUUUUUUUGGUAUACGAUUUCUGAAAUUAGAGCAUGGAUUGAAGGGUGAUUUUUUGUUUUUGUAAAGAAGAAAGUGUUGACUGUUUCUGGGUUUAUUACUUAGUUCUUUGUUGGGAGCCAUGGGUUGUUUGUGUUCUAAGCCCAACUCGGUUGAAGACAGCCGUGAGAGUCCAGGGGAGAGGUUUCAUCAAAAAGGGUCAUUGAAUAAGCGUGUGAGUUCAUCCAGAAGGGAGGAGAUUGUUGGAUCAAAAGAUAGACUUGAGAAUAAUGAUGUUAAGGUUAUGUUGAUCGACGAGAAAGUGAAUGGUUCCAAUUGUUAUUAUGAUAAUCAAAGGAUUCACACAGUAGAAAUUGAUGAUCAAAUUGAGAGGAAGAGGAUUGAAAAUUGUCAAGUGACUGUAAUUAAUCCUCCUAGUAUGGGAAGAUUGCCUAAAGCAGCGGAAGCAGAGCUGGUGGCAGCAGGGUGGCCGUCUUGGCUUGCUGCGGCGGCUGGUGAUGCCAUCAAGGGAUGGAUACCGCGACGAGCGAAUACUUUUGAGAAAUUGAAUAAAAUUGGCCAAGGAACAUAUAGUAGUGUUUACGAGGCUCGGGAUGUCAUUCAUGAUAAAAUUGUUGCGUUGAAAAAAGUAAGGUUUGAUAAUAAGGAUCCUGAGAGUGUCAAGUUUAUGGCUAGGGAAAUUGCUAUUCUUCGCAAGCUUGAUCAUCCAAAUAUUAUUAAACUGGAGGGCUUAAUUACAUCCCAGACGGCUUGCAGCUUGUACCUUGUUUUUGAGUAUAUGGAACAUGAUCUUGUGGGACUCACAUCGCUACCUGGCGUAAAGUUCACUGAGCCUCAGAUUAAAUGUUACAUGAAGCAACUGCUAAGUGGACUUGAACAUUGCCAUGGCCAUGGUGUUUUGCAUCGUGACAUAAAGGGUUCAAAUCUUCUUAUUGACAACAAUGGCAUCUUGAAGAUUGCGGAUUUUGGUUUAGCAAGUUUUUUCAAUCCUGAGGAUAGUAGUCCAAUGACCAGCCGUGUGGUGACACUUUGGUAUCGACCACCUGAGCUUUUGCUUGGAGCCUCUCACUAUGGAGUUGCAGUAGACUUAUGGAGUGCUGGUUGCAUUAUGGGGGAAUUGUUCACCGGGAAGCCUAUACUACCUGGGAAAACAGAGGUAGAGCAGUUGCAUAGGAUCUUUAAACUAUGUGGAUCACCAUCAGAGGAUUAUUGGAGACAAUCAAAAUUACCUCAUUCAACAGUGUUCAAGCCUGUACAACCUUACAGAAGGUGUGUUGCAGAAACAUUUAAAGACUUUCCUGCAACUGCUUUGGGGCUUAUGGAGACAUUACUAUCUGUAGAUCCUGCUCUUAGAGGAACUGCUGCUUUUGCUCUUAGCAGUGAGUUCUUUACAACACAACCAUUUGCUUGUGAUCCUUCAAGAUUGCCCAAAUAUCCUCCCAGUAAGGAGAUUGAUGCCAAAUUGAGGGAUGAACUUAGAAGGCAAGUAACCGUGGGAAGCAAGGGCCAUGAGGUUGACCUCGAAAGUAACGGAUCAAAAGAAUCUCGGGCUUCUGCAGCACCUACUUCCAAUGCUGACGUAGCCUCGAUGAUGCAGAGAGGACCUCAUUUCAGUACAAAAGGCAGAAAUGAGAUGUCUAUGUCUCAUAAGGUGGCUGCUUUUGCUGCCGAUAAACAAGCACAAGGUUUGAAAGAUUCGAGUACUGAUUUAUUUGGGCAUCAACGGAAGAAAGUUUCGCAUUCAGGGCCAUUGGUUCAUGGGGCUGUCUGGGAAAAGGUUGGAAAAAGACAUGGUAAUCCUCCAGCAGUUUCAACCAGAUCCAAUUUAUCAACACUAUCUGGUUUUGUGGCAACCAGAACUGGAUUAACUGAAGAUGUCCGAGAAAAAUCUAGUCCUUCACAGAAAGGCACAGAAAGAUCAGUCGGCAAGUCUGAAGGAUCAUUUAGGGAGUUGUCUACAGAAAAUCAGGACUGUAGGCAGAGCAUUCAUAAUGUUAGUCGAUCUCCUCAGCGCGGGGCUGGGAAUGGCAUUGUUAAGGAAGCAAGCCUGCAUGUUCGAGGAUCCAGGGGAAAAAACAUUUAUGUUUCUGGACCAUUACUUCCAUCACACAAUGUUGAUCAAUUGCUUAAAGAGCAUGAUCAAAAGAUCCAAGAAUUUACUCGACGGGCACGACUUGAGAAGACAAAACCUCCAAGAGCACAUGCACAGGGAAUUAAACCUCCAGACAACUCAAUGGCCAGGACUUGAUAGAUGUGUAUCUGCAAUCCUCUCUAGUGGCAGAGUAUGAUAAAGCAGAACAAUAAAACUAUAUGUAUAUGCUUUAAAUAAAUAGAAUAGGUACACAAAUGAUAUGUCUUCAUAUGAUGAGUAAUUUUGAAUUAAAGAUAUAAUAAUAUCCAAUUACCUGAUGACAUAUCAUCUGUGUACUUAUAUUGUAUAUUAAAGUGUAUACAUAUAACAUUGCUUAGUCAGAUACCCCCAGAGAGCUAAUUAACUUGUAAUGCUAUCUGUGCAGUACCUUUACCCGGGCCACCAUUUAUCCCCCUGUUUUCUGUAUCUGGAGAGGUACCAGUGCUUUGCAGGAGAAAGUUUCUGCAAUUCAAAUUUUCACUUUAUAGUACCGAAAGUAAAAGGAAGAUAUACCCAAAACUUUUUUCAAUAUAUAAUAAAAGCCCUAGUUUACAAAGUUUUUAUGCAAAA